Molecule: messenger RNA, 1692 nt
Organism: Rotaria sordida
Lineage: Eukaryota; Metazoa; Rotifera; Eurotatoria; Philodinida; Philodinidae
Source: the annotation of a GenBank genome assembly
AUGGCCGAAGGAACAACUAUGGAAAUUGUACGUGAUGUGCAUGAUGUACCUGAUGGUCAACCAUAUGUGUUGAUCAAAUUAGGCGGACAACGUAAACAUGGUGGUAAAUUUUUUAAAUACAAUGGUCCACCAUUAACUUAUCCGGUUAAGGUGAAUUUCGAAAUUUCAUUUUACAAAACAAAUGACACAACUAGUGUCCGGCGUGACCAACUUUUUUGGUCACGGUCACGUCACGUUCACGAGGGGUUGAUCACGGUCACGGUCACGGGCUGGGCUCACCGUGACCGUGAUCGUGAGUCACGGCCCUUCUUUCUGGUUUCUCAACAUGAAAAAAACCUUUCCAGAAAGAGCAAUUGCAAAGCUUCCCUAGGGAAAAUCUUUGAUGUUUCCGUACCAGGUUCUUUAUGGAUUCAGUCAGCAUCUUUCCAGAAUUCACUCUUUUUUCCUGAGGAAACGAUGAAAUCCUGAAAGAAGUGUGUAGCCACGGAAUUUCAAGAUCCCAGCAGGAUUCGAAAAAGGAUUACAUCAGGACUCUGACCAGGUUACCAUUGUUGUUUAACCUGGAAUAAUUUAGAAAACAAGAUGUGGUUGUGGGUAUGAACAGAAGUUCUACUUGUAUUAACUGACAAGAACAUUCACUGAUAUGCUCUCUUGUUGACUUUUUGUUGCGACGCUCCUCAGUUUUAGCUGCAAAAGUUGACUGGAUCCUUGUAUCAAGAUCCGCAUCAGAUCUUGUCUAAAAUUUGAUAAAAUCUUGAGAAAAUCCUCUCCAUUAUCCCUGUUAGGAUCCUAAGCAGGAUCAUGAAUGAAUCCUUGAAGGAUCUUGUAUUCAUUAUCUACAAACACAUCUGGUCAGAUACGGAAAGAAAUCCUAAACAGGAUCCUGUAUAACUGUGAGAAAUCCCGGCAGCAGGAAUUAUCAGGAAUUGAGCUGGGAUCCUGAGGAAAACUUGAUAAGAUCUUGGAGAUUUAGAAUCCUGACAGAUCCUUGCAAAAUUUCUAAAGGAAUGAACAGGAUUGAGACUAGGGUUCUGUUUGCUAUUAAAAGUGAUGAUCGGAGGAGGGUAGCUACGCGUAGGUGUCCGUGCUUCCCCUCAGGAGUUUCCAAAAUCAUGAAUACUAGAAACUUCCAAAUUAUUCAUAAAAACUGAUGAGCGGGUGGGAGACGGUAGCUUCGCGAAGGUCCCCUUACUCCCCCUCAGGGAUUUCCAAAAUUUCGAGAAAGUUCCCGUGACUGACCGUGACCGUGACUCACUGAUAGUCACGGCAGUCACGCCGGUCACUACUCGAGACAUCUCAUUUAGUCCUUUCAUUUCACUUUACAAUACUUUGUUUUAUUCCGAAAAAAAUAUUAUUACGUCGUUCUUCUGUUUCACCAAUAACUGCAUGAUCAUUAAUCAUCCUUUUAAAAUCUACUUCUAUUCCAACUUAUCUUUCUCAAUUAUCAAUUUUUAUUAUUAUCUGCCCUUUCAUUAUUGCUACCGAUUCGGCAUACUCUAGGGUAGAGCCGACCAAGAGGCGACCAAGAUACGAUUCCUAUUUCACAAUUGCUGAAAAUUUUCUUAUUUUUACCAGUUAAAUGAUUGAAAAACAAAGAUGGAGUAGGAUUUAAUAACUCUUUUUCAAGAUAUCAGAUUAAAUAAAAUCUGUUUUGAACGGAUCAAACUUCUUCUGAAAUAACAUCCCUCGAUG